CAAAACAAUCCGCCCCGCCGGCCCCGUCCCCGGGGUCGUUAGCCUCUCGGUCCCGCGCUCUCCGCUCACUUCCGGUCAUGGCUCCGCUCAGGUUCUGCGCCAACGUGUCGUGGCUCUUCACGGAGCUCCCGGACUUCGGCCAGCGGCUGCACGCGGCCGCCGCCGCCGGCUUCCGGGCCGUGGAGGCCGCCUGGCUGUACGACUCCGACCCGCUGGAGCUCCAGAGGGCCCGGCGGGCCGCGGGGGUGGAGGUGGUCCUCAUCAACACCCCUCCAGGGGACCUGGACCGGGGAGACCUGGGCCUGGGGGCGGUUCCUGGGAGGGAGGCGGACUUCAGACGGGGCCUGGACCUGGCCGUGCAGUACGCACGAGCUCUGGACUGCAGCAGGAUCCACCUGAUGGCGGGCCGGGUCCCCGCUGGUUCUGACAGAACCCUGGUCUACAGAGACAUGGAGGCGGUGUUCUUGCAGAACCUCAGCUACGCCGCGGACGUUCUGUCGAAGGAGGGCAUGACGGGCCUGAUCGAGCCCAUCAACACGCGCAUCACGGAACCGCGCUACUUCCUGGACUCCCCUCAUCAAGCGUCGGAGAUCCUGGAGAAGCUCGGGAAGGAGAACAUCCGGCUGCAGAUGGACGUCUUUCACUGGCAGAUCAUGGACGGGAACCUGACGGAGAACAUCCGCAAGUACCUCCCGUUGAUUGGUCACGUCCAGAUCGCUCAGGUUCCCGGCCGGAACGAGCCCGACAGCGACGGAGAACUGGACUUCCGCUACCUGCUGGGAACGCUGGAGCGCCUCGGGUACCGGGGCUACGUGGGCUGCGAGUACAAACCCCGAGGUUCCACCGUGGAGGGUCUGGCCUGGAUCCAGCAGUACCUGAGCUGAGGAGUCCUGAGAACAAUCCCGCAAACCUUCGAAUAAACACCUGCUCCUGUCGGAACGCCGACACAUGUG
Messenger RNA from Salarias fasciatus (jewelled blenny), 953 nucleotides. It is a transcript of the gene hyi, whose product is annotated as hydroxypyruvate isomerase. Lineage: Eukaryota; Metazoa; Chordata; Actinopteri; Blenniiformes; Blenniidae. The record is from RefSeq and is a predicted model, not a curated record. Gene Ontology annotation, biological process: glyoxylate metabolic process. The coding region runs from base 78 to 884 and encodes 268 amino acids. The transcript is spliced from 8 exons. Gene Ontology annotation, molecular function: hydroxypyruvate isomerase activity.